AUGGCUCUCCUCACUUCCGGCGACACGGGGGCCAACUUCUUUACCCUCGAGAAGCUCCAGGAGGUCCUGACACCGGAGUCGUCGUAUUUGCUGAAGGCGCCAGGCCAGGGAGGCAAGAAUGCAGUUCUCAACUUGGCGGCGGGCCUUGACGUCGCCCUGCUGGAGAAGGACGCCGUGGCGGACUUGGCCGGCAUGGACGCUGUCUUCGCGGAACUGACGACGCUGGCGGACAGCAUUCGUAGCCUCCACGCCGGCCAGGGAGAGCUGGACAAGGACAAGAGCCGGCAGGGGGCGAAGGACUUGCUCCGCCAUUUCGGACACAAGUCGUCCGCAGAGGAGCGCCUGUCCAAGUACGCCGCUCUUGCGGACGCAGGCAGCCGCCUCGCCAUGUGCGCCUUCGCGUGCAUGGAGCUGACGGCGUUGACGGUCGCCCCCAAAGAGUGGGGGAAACACCUGCGCUCCGGGGCCAUCGACAAACAGCACGCCGCCUGGGGCAAGUUCGCCGCGAAGCCGAACCUGGAGAACCUCGCCCUCGCUUUCGCCGCCGGCAUCAAGAAGGACUCCGAGGAGAAGGGCAUGAAGAAGAAGAAGUUUGCCUUUGGGGUCACUGGCGAUGACUCCGCCGCAAGCGACGCCUCCUCGGGCUCGGACUCCUCGAGCGAGAGUGCGUCCUCGUCGAGCCAGAAGGCCAAGACUAAGAAGAGGGGCUCGAAGAAGGCUGCGAAGAAGAGCAAGGGCACCAAGAAAAAGAAGAGCAAGAAGGCGGCCAAGUCCGACGACUCCUCCGACGAGGACUUCAGCGACUCGCCGGAGAAGAAGGCCGCGGAGAAGAAGAAGAAGACGUCUAAGGCGAAGAACGGCAAGAAGGACAAGAAGAAGGACAAGAAGAAGGCUAAGGUCUCCGACUCCGACUCCGGGACGAGCGAGAAACCGAAAGAGAAGGGCAAGAAGGAGAAAAAGGAGAAGCCGGACGCGGGUGUGGAGCCAGAUGCGAAGAAGCUCAAGGCAGACGACCUCUCCCCGAAGGAGCGCGCCUUCACGACCUGGGCUUUGUCGGACGCACAGGCAGCCGCAGCGAAAGCCGAGACCUACUUGGCCGGCGACUACAAGCUGGCCGACCUCAAGGGUCUCUUUGCAGAGGUCCCGGCUCUCGUCCGUGACUUCGCUGGUGUGUCGCAAUUCGCGGUGGAGCUGCAGAAGAUGACGUCGGCGCCGGCCAUGAGCACGGCGCGGGAGCCUCUGACGGCUGUGAAAACGACUGGCGUGCUCUGCGAGAAGUGGUACGCCUCGCAGCAGACCGCCGGCAGCGCCUCCGGAGCUGCGAGCGGCGGGGCAGCCCCGGCGGCGCCGACAGCAACGGCGGGCUCUGCGGCGGAGCCACCCGCCACGGGGGCCAUGGCGGCGCCGAAGGGCGCCGCGGAACCGAAGAAGGAGCAGUGA
Messenger RNA from Prorocentrum cordatum, 1440 nucleotides. The record is from the annotation of a GenBank genome assembly. Lineage: Eukaryota; Dinophyceae; Prorocentrales; Prorocentraceae.